Carcharodon carcharias (great white shark) is the source of this 979-nucleotide messenger RNA. It is a transcript of the gene rpp21, whose product is annotated as ribonuclease P 21 subunit. Gene Ontology annotation, cellular component: nucleolar ribonuclease P complex. NCBI's taxonomy places the organism in Eukaryota, Metazoa, Chordata, Chondrichthyes, Lamniformes, Lamnidae. Bases 159 to 542 code for a protein of 127 amino acids. The transcript is spliced from 6 exons. Gene Ontology annotation, biological process: tRNA 5'-leader removal. The record is from RefSeq and is a predicted model, not a curated record.
CGGAAGUGUGCGUCGCCAGAUCUGUCCCCGCGGCGCCAUCUUUAGACCCAUUGUGGUGGGGGGGGGGAAACCAAAGAAAACUGGUCCGCCGCCUAUUGCCUUCCCCCAACAUGAAGGAUUAACAAAGAUUCCCCCUCUCACUCGAUGUUUGAGAAGCGAUGGCUGCGGUUAAGGACAAAGAGGCAUUUCAGAGACUGAACUUCCUUUAUCAGGCUGCUCACUGUGUGCUCGGUCAGAACCCUGAGAACCAGGAGCUUGCAAGAUUUUACUGUUACACCCAGCGAUCAAUCAGCAAAAGACUCGUCCUUCGGCAGGACCCCUCUGUGAAGCGGAGCAUCUGUAAACGCUGCUCCUCCCUCCUGCUUCCUGGUCUGACAGCUACUGUACGACAGAGAAAGCGUCGGCAGCGCUUGACCAUCGUGAGGUGCCUGUCGUGUGGACUGACCAAGCGGUUCCCCAGUAAACCGGGCUACACCCUCUGGGUGGAGCAUCCCGAGGCACAGCUUCAGCUGCAGGCCCCACACCAGAGUCCAGCUGAGUGAGGGCAAGGGUCACUGGGGUCGGAGGGCCUUAGAAAGUGACCGGACAGUUGACCACGAGGGGUCGGAGAGUCCCGGCGUGAAGGGAAGCCAAUGAUGGGUGCAGGGUGGGAGCCCGGAUGGCGCAGUUCCUCACCUCGCCUGAGGAGGCAGCACACGCCUCGAUCGACUCGUCCACCCCCCUCACACGAGACCCUCCGCACGCUCACCUCGAGGCUUCGGCCAGAGUGAAGACUUCGGAUCGGGAAGGCGAGCGAGCUUCCAUCAAACUCCCGAGGAAAAUUUUCCUCCUGAUCCUUCGGAAUGUUGCUGCCGAUAGCGUUACCAGACAGGGAGAGCGAGGGGACAGCUGCACCUUACCCUGCUGAAUAAACAGUGACUCUGUACAGUUACACAGUGAGUGAUCGUUACCCUGAAUAAACAGUGACUCUGUACAGUUA